UUCUCUCUUUGAUCAGUAUUCUCCAAUGUUAGUAUAUGCUCAAACGAUCACACCCACGAAACAAGGAGGAAGCAAAUACUGUCGAACAAGCAAAGCAACAGAACAACGAAACAAACUUUGCCUUCCUUCUGAUCAACUACUUAUACCCACCUCCUCUAUCCGUCCUCACCCCUCUUUAUCUCCCUAUGCAAUCUCAGAUCCUUCCUGUAUUUCAUUCCUCCUCCUCCUCUUCUUCUCCAGUUUCUCCAACUAUGCCAGCGACGGCGACGACGGCAACAAUGGUUUUAAGAGGAGAGGAUGAUCCAAGCCGUUUCCAUUUCUCCUCGUCUCCCUCAUUUGAAAAUGGCAAAGAUGUUGACAAGAGACACUUUCUUCCUCGGGUUUCUACCUAUACAGGUAAUAGCAUCAAUAGCCAACAAAAGCAACAGCAACAAAGGAGGCGUAGAAGUGCCAGCGAAACAUCUCUUCCUUUUCUUUUAACCGAGCGACAACAGUCGUUCAGGGAGGACGUCAGCCAAGCUGCUUCCAAUACUUUCUUGCUCACUCGCCUUAGUUUCAAGCUCUUGCGUUAUUUGGGGGUAGGCUACCGGUGGAUUGUAAGAUUUCUUGCCCUUGGUUGUUAUGCAAUGCUACUUAUUCCUGGUUUCAUUCAAGUUGGAUAUUACUAUUUCUUCUCAAGUCAGGUCCGUAGAGGUAUUGUUUAUGGAGAUCAACCAAGAAAUAGGCUUGAUCUGUAUUUACCUAAAAAUAGCAAUGGGCCAAAACCAGUUGUGGCAUUUGUAACAGGUGGAGCCUGGAUUAUUGGGUAUAAAGCAUGGGGUUCUCUUUUAGGAAAACAGUUAUCAGAAAGAGACAUUAUGGUGGCAUGCAUAGAUUACAGAAAUUUUCCUCAGGGGACUAUUAGUGACAUGGUGGCAGAUGCUUCUCAAGGGAUCUCAUUUGUGUGCAAUAAUAUUUCUGAAUAUGGAGGUGACCUCAAUAGGAUUUAUUUAAUGGGGCAAUCAGCUGGUGCACAUAUUGCUUCUUGUGCCCUCCUGGAGCAAGCAAUAAAAGAAGCUGGUGAAGGAGAGAGCACAUCCUGGAGUGUUUCGCAGAUAAAAGCUUAUUUCGGUUUGUCUGGAGGCUAUAAUUUAUUUGAUCUUGUUGAUCACUUCCAUACACGAGGACUUUACCGUUCCAUCUUCCUACGCAUAAUGGAAGGGGAACAAUCCUUACGACGAGUUUCACCUGAAGUAAUGGUGCAGGACCCAAGCCUUAAAACUGCAGUUUCUCUCCUUCCUUGUAUUAUCCUUUUCCAUGGGACUGCAGAUUAUUCCAUUCCAUCAGAUUCCAGUAAAUCCUUUGCAGAAUCUCUUCGGAGAGCCGGAUGUCAAGCUGAAGUAAUUUUGUAUGAAGGAAAAACACACACAGAUGUGUUUCUUCAGGAUCCCAUGAGAGGUGGUAAAGAUCAAUUACUUGAGGAUGUAGUUGCUGUCAUUCAUGCAGGUGAUGGAGAAGCCAUCGCUAAAGAUGCAGCUGCACCUCCAAGGAGACGCCUUGUUCCUGAAUGCAUGUUGCAGUUGGCUCGUAGGGUCAGCCCCUUCUAAGAAUUUCAGUUUCAAGAUUGAUUGCAAAAUUCUGACACAUUGGCCCAUAAUUGUAUUGUUCUACUUUUAGUUUCUCUCCAUCUUUGUACAUAGUGCUAGAUGAUUUAUAGCGUCUACGGAUAUAUUUAUUCUUUGACUUAUUACCAUUUUGUCUGGUUACUCUUCAUAAAAAAUGUUAUGUACAAGAAAUGUGGAAUUAGCUUAGGCUGGUCCUCACUACCUAUUACCUAAUCCCUUUACAUUUCAAGCAUUUUACAAAUCUCCCCGAUAGUGAGACCCCAAAACAUUUGUUCUCUAUGUCUUGCAAGUGAAUCAGCAAAGGUGUUGGCUUUCUUGGUAUC
Molecule: messenger RNA, 1927 nt
Organism: Nelumbo nucifera (sacred lotus)
Lineage: Eukaryota; Viridiplantae; Streptophyta; Magnoliopsida; Proteales; Nelumbonaceae
Product: putative isoprenylcysteine alpha-carbonyl methylesterase ICMEL1
Source: RefSeq, a predicted model, not a curated record